Molecule: messenger RNA, 1155 nt
Organism: Aspergillus oryzae RIB40
Lineage: Eukaryota; Fungi; Ascomycota; Eurotiomycetes; Eurotiales; Aspergillaceae
Exons: 4
Coding region: 1-1155 (384 amino acids)
Source: RefSeq, a predicted model, not a curated record
AUGCAUCUUGUCUAUACGGCCACUCGGACACCAGAGUACUUUCAUCAAGUCCGGGCCUUUCCCUCGAGCUUCGCAAUCUUUUCGCGAAGUUGGGAUAUGAUUCCGGAGUCCCCAGAAUACGGGUAUGAGUGGUUGUGGACGGAAUCAUCUUGCGUCACGAACACUAGGAAGCAUAACCUCUGGAAAUCUAUCUUUGAGCUCUAUAGAAUGGCCAGCCUUUGUUUUGUAUAUCUAUCCGACAUUGAAAAGGUCGCAGAUUGGGACCAGAGCAAAUGGUUCCAGCACGCAUAUACCCUCCCAGAGCUGAUGGCCUCCAAUGAAAUACUCUUUUUUACCAAGACGGGGAAGGUAGUGGGUCGCAAAAGUGACCUGUGCAAGGAGCUGUCUUCUACCACCGGCAUUGAGGAGGCGGUAUUGAGAAACCCCGAGAAAGUGCAAAGUUGCAGCGUGGCCAAACGAAUCUUCCUUGUGCCAGACCUCUCCGUUCGAUUUAACGGCCUGACAAAUGCGAUGCUUUCACUCCAGCUUGAAAUAAUGAAAGAGUAUCAGGAUGACCUUUCAAUAUUCGAAUGGCAACACACGGAUAUUAAUGACCCAUGUACGAAUGGACUGCUAGCGGGAUCGCCAUUCCAGUUCCACCUCUGCGGGGACGUUAAAACAUGUAAAAAUGGGAGCAAGAUAAAUCUGGCAUCAGACAGUAAUGGCAUGUUUUCUAUUCAUGGGCUCAUUAUCUCUCAGCCUCUGGGCCGGAUUGGCUUGGUCCUUAACUCUUACCAUAGUGAUAUUCAUCCUAGGAUGUACCCUUGCAUUCAUCUCAGCACAGUGCCGCCAGAAUCGCCAGAGUCACCAGAGUCGCCAGAGUCGCCAGAAGUAGAGUGUCGCCGUAUGGACAUCAGCAAAGUGUAUUGUAUCUCGGCCGCCGAUGCUAUGAAGACGCCCAUGGCACAGGGAACAAUCUACAUUCGCGAGGAUGGGACCGCCUUCAUUCAUCUCUAUCUUGCUAUCACACACCCUCUUCUACAUUCUAUGAAAAUGUCACAUCGCCCCAUUCUAUCUUAUAUUUCCUCAUUGCCUAAGCCUGAUACUCUGUCUCAGUCGUUACGAGAACUCAGACAGGGUUUGCCAGAUGGCCUAAUGGCCAUGCCAUUCGUCUGA